CAUUUUUAACAGCUUGGACUGAACACAUCUCCUUCCUUCGUAAAAUAAAAAUAAUAUGAAAAACUAAAAAAAGUUCUAAAUUCUUAGCCAAGGAAUAACUUUGACAUAUUUCUUCAGCAGUAAACAAAAGUUCGUCUUGAACCCCAUAUUCGAAAAGUGAUUCGUGAGUGUCCUUCGGCAAAUCUAAAACUUUCAAAAUGGUUCUGAUGCUCUGCUGCAGUUUCGAUCCCUUCUACGUGGGACCCUGCCCACCCGGCUGCCUGGCCCCUCUGAUGGGAGGCACUCCUCUUUGUGGCUGUGGUCCCUGUGGGGGUUGCUGCAGCCCCUGCUGUGGUUGUGGCCCGUGUGGCGGUUGCAGCUCGUGUCCCUGCGGUUGGUAAAGCCCAAAUAAAAAAAGGCCGAUAUAAUCUCCGAUCAUGGCAUUAACCCGGCAAUACAAACAUAUGAAUAUUCCACCAAAGACUGCUGGAGAGAUAUGUUGCUGUUCGUAAUCCUUUCCUUGGCGGGGGGCUUAAACACCCAAGCUCUCAUUACAUAGUAUUUUCCGAUUAUUGCUGUUCAUAAAUAAAAUGAAAUUUUAAAAACCAA
Messenger RNA from Drosophila eugracilis, 588 nucleotides. Its product is annotated as male-specific sperm protein Mst84Db. The transcript has 3 exons. The record is from RefSeq and is a predicted model, not a curated record. Bases 198 to 380 code for a protein of 60 amino acids. Lineage: Eukaryota; Metazoa; Arthropoda; Insecta; Diptera; Drosophilidae.